AAUCUGAAAUAAUAUCCGUUCGUAAAUACGUCAUCCUCCGCUGGAUCGAAAAGAAAGCAAAAUCAUCUGUGUUUUUUGAGUCAUUUCCUGGACUGGCCUGAUCGAACGGCACGAUAGGCAGCAAACGCAUAUUUACUCGAUUUAGCGAAACCGUAGCAGAACGCAGAAUGUUUCGUACAUCCGUGUUUGAUAAAAGUUUGGAAAAUGCUACCAGCAACCUUAACCUGGAACCGGACUGGCAGGCGAUACUGGUCAUCUGUGACACCAUCCGGCAGGGCGAUGUGAAUGCCAAGUAUGCCGUGCAGGCGCUGAAAAAGAAGAUGCAAUCGCCGAACCCGAUCACGGCCAUGUACGCCCUGCUGGCGCUGGAAAGCAUCGUAAAGAACUGCGGUACACCCGUGCACGACGAGAUCGCGAACAAGGCCAACUGCGAGAUGUUCCAGACGCUGGUCAACACUACGAAGCACGAGGAAGUGAGGGCGAAGAUGCUGGAGCUUAUACAGGCCUGGGCGUACGCGUUCCGGUCCACCAUAAAGUAUCGCUCGAUAAAGGAUACGAUGAACAUUUUGAAAACGGAGGGCCAUAAGUUCCCGGAGCUGAAGGAAGCGGAUGCAAUGUUUUCCUCGGACAUUGCCCCCGAUUGGGUUGAUGGAGACGUUUGCCACCGUUGCCGAUCGCAGUUUACGUUCACCGUGCGCAAGCAUCACUGCCGCAACUGUGGACAGGUCUUUUGUGCCCAGUGCUCGUCGAAGAACAGCACGCUGCCCAAGUUUGGCAUUGAGAAGGAGGUGCGCGUAUGUGACGGAUGCUACGCUCAACUGCAGCGACCGACCGCAACGCUUACGAAGAAACCUACUGAGGAAGAAGAUUUGCCGGCCGAAUAUUUGACCAGCUCGCUUGCCCAACAGGCACAGGGUCCGGCACGCAAGACGGACGAAGAGCUGCGGGAAGAGGAGGAACUCCAGCUGGCCCUUGCGUUGAGCCAAUCGGAAGCGGAAACCAAGCAGCAAGUUCAGGCACGUCGGGUCACGUUCCACAAGGCACCGGAAUCACCGGAAUCGCAAACGCCCCAGGCGCAGGUCAAACGAAGCCCGUCGCCUGUUGAAGAACCGCCGGCCGAUCCGGAGCUGGCACGCUAUCUGAAUCGCAACUAUUGGGAGCAGCGCCAGGUGAUGGAUUCGCCGGCCUCGCCAUCGGCACCGAGCCCGAUGCCAAGCCCGAUGCCAUCGAUGCAGCCGAUCCUUCUGACCAAGAGCGCACCGGAAGACGCGGAGAUUGACGAGUUUUCCAACAUGAUGAAAACGCAGGUGGAAAUCUUUGUGAAUCGCAUGAAAUCGAACUCGAGCCGGGGUCGGAGCAUUUCGUGCGACAGUUCGGUACAAACGCUGUUCAUGAAUCUGACCUCGCUGCAUGCCCGGCUGCUCACGUUCAUUAAGGACAUGGACGACAAGCGCAUGUGGUACGAGCAGCUGCAGGACAAGCUGACGCAGAUCAAGGAUUCGCGCGCCGCUCUGGAUGUGUUGCGGCAGGAGCAUCAGGAGAAGUUGCAGCGCAUUGCUGAGGAACAGGAACGGCAGCGACAGCUGCAGAUGGCCCAGAAGCUGGAGAUUAUGCGCAAGAAGAAGCAGGAAUAUCUGCAGUACCAGCGCCAGGUCGCUUUGCAACGCAUUCAGGAGCAAGAGCGUGAGAUGCAAAUGCGUCAGGAGCAGCAGAAGGCCCAGUAUCGCAUGGGAACGGCAUUCCCGUUCAUGGCGCCUGGUCCGGCACCGGGACCAGGACCACAGGGAUCGCCUGUGCAUGUUGGAGGAGUGCCUGGUGGUUAUCCGGGACCGGGAUAUGGACCGUACGGUCCAAUGCCUCCAACGAACGGUACACUUCCACACUAUCAACAACAGCCGCAGCAGCAGCAGCAGCAGCCACCGCAACAAAUGUUUUCACCCCAACACACCGGACAGUACGGAAUGCCUGGUGCAACCGCUCCGGGUGCGGACGGACAGGUUCCAAUGCAGCAAGGCCCGAUGCAACCGCCACCCGGUGGACCUGGCAUUAUUCCUCCCGGGAUGAAUGUAAUGCCUGGACAGGUGCCACCACCGGGUGCCAUGAAUAUGCCUGGCGGCGGCCAUAUGCCAGGGGCACCCAUGAUGGGCCCUCCACAACAACCUCAACCACAGCAGCAGCCGCAGCAGCAACCACCGCCGCAACAACAACAUCCACAGCAGCAGCAUCCCCAACAACAACCACAACAAUUACCACCCCCAACUCAGCAGCAGGCCGGUUUAAUGGGCGGCAACCCAAUGCAACCGCCGAACGAUCUGCAGCAUCAACAACAGCAACAGGGACAGAUUCCUCCACCGGUUGCGAUGCCUCCCGUAGUGCAGAUUCCUCCACCCGCGCCGAUAGUUUCGGCACCGGAAGCAGCACCGGUAGCCGCUCCACCACCUCCGCAAGCGCAACCCGCAGCCUCGAAUCCUGAACCAGCUACGGCCGAAUUAAUAAGCUUUGAUUAAAGAAAGGAAUGGUAGAAGAAGCUAGACGGAAAUGCCCAUCAAGUAUCAACUAUUACAAGCAGUGGAGCUGUCUGUUCAGAGCUUUUUCGUUCUAUUUUCCCUUUAUUAUAUGCAAACACUUCGUUAUUGUCAAACUGCUGCGUAAGCGCAAAAUAAUUAUGUACCGAACCACAUGAUAUGAUAAUGAAAAUAAAUCUUACUAUGACAGGUUAA
Molecule: messenger RNA, 2720 nt
Organism: Anopheles stephensi (Asian malaria mosquito)
Lineage: Eukaryota; Metazoa; Arthropoda; Insecta; Diptera; Culicidae
Gene: Hrs
Product: hepatocyte growth factor-regulated tyrosine kinase substrate
Exons: 4
Coding region: 168-2507 (779 amino acids)
Molecular function (GO): metal ion binding; phosphatidylinositol binding; ubiquitin binding
Source: RefSeq, a predicted model, not a curated record